AUGAGGACUAUUCCAGAGACCUGUGACCAGGAGCUGAGAACGAGUGCAGAGAAAGAACGAUGCCUUCAGAGAAAAUGCUUACUUCUGUGUACACUUCUUCUCAGUACUCUCCUUGGCUUUACAAUGCUUAUCACCUACAUCGUGAUGACUUGUGGUCUAGGAUCCUGUGAUGUCGAGCUGGGUCUUACACUGUUGGCCAGACUCCUGAAUUCUAGGAAUGACACUGUGGACCCCUGUGAGGAUUUCUACAAAUAUGCUUGUGGCAGCUGGGAAGGCAAACACUCAAGCAGAGCCACAGAAGAAUCACUAAAUGUAUUUGAUGUGUUGAUGGAAGAAAACCAGUUGAUCCUGAAAAGACUUUUAGAGGAGCCACAGUUUGGGAUAAGAGGCUCAGCUAAGGAGAAAGCAAUCCAGUUCUAUCGCUCCUGCAUGGAUACCCAAAAGAUAGAAUCCCAAGGAACUCAGCCGUUGAAGGACCUCCUAAAUCAGAUUGGUGGAUGGAAUAUCACAGGUGUGGGAAAAGCAAAAGAUUUUAAUGAAACUCUUCAGACUCUCAUGGGCAGAUACAGCACCUUUCCCUUCUUCAGAGUCCUUGUGGGACCUAGUCCUUUUGACCUCAAGACCAAUAUUAUUCAGAUUGACCAUCCUGAGUUUGAGAUGCCACCUGAGAGCAAAUUCAAAGAGAAAAAUUAUCUUGAGGUUCUCCGUGUGUAUCUCUCAUAUUUGAAUAAACUGGGGGGCCUACUUGGAGGGCCACAGGAUGGUCCCUCGGAUUUGUUUUCCCUUACCUUGUCCUUCAUCUCUAACCUCCAGCAAGUCGUCACCCCGCUGCAGGAAAGACAGCAGAGAGGGAUGCUGUUCUUCCACACUACCAUUAGGGAGCUACAGGAAAAGGCACCUGCUAUAGACUGGUUGUCAUGUCUCCAGGCUGUCUUCCAUCCUAUGCAGAUGAACCUGUCUCAGCCAAUUGCAGUGCAUGACAUGGAUUACAUAAGAGGCAUGUCACAGCUUAUCGAACAAUGGCAUAAGGAAAGGGUCCUUCACAUUUAUAUGAUUGUUUGUCUGGUUGGGAAUCUCUCCCCAGCCCUUGACAGUCGAUUCCAAGAUGCACGCCUGGAACUAUCUAAGAUUCUAUAUGGAAAAAUGGGAUCUAGAAUGAUCCCAGCUGAGCGCUGGAGGAAGUGCUUGACUGAUACCAGCUCUUUCUUUGAGCCAGUUCUAGGGCAGAUGAUUGUGCAAGAAAUUUUCCCUCAGCAGACCAAGACACUUGCUGAGCAGAUGUUCUCUGAGAUCCAAGAUGCCCUUUAUGACCAACUGGAUCAGUUGAAGUGGAUGGAUGAACAGACUCGUCAAAAGGCUAAAGUCUUGGUUUCCAAACUACAAGUGGAGAUUGGCUAUCCAGCUCACAUACUCCAGACUGACAAAGUGAACGUGGAAUACCAGAAUCUGGUGAUAAACGAAGACACCUUUUUCCUCAAUGUGGUGGCUUGCUUGAAAGUACAGAGGGAAAAUUCCUACUUGAAACUCCUUCAGCAUCACUCACAGGAUAACUGGCAUGUGUCCCCCUGGACUGUGCGUUCAUACUACUCAAUAAGGCACCACAUGGUGGUCUUUCCUGCUGGAAUGUUCCGCAGCCCUUUUUUCCACACAAAGUUUCCCAGUGCUGUGAACUUCGGAGCCAUUGGGGUCUUCAUGGCACAUGAACUUCUUCACACAUUCUACGGUUAUGUGCUGCCUGAGGGCUGUCCUACAUGCAACAGGGGUGUACUACAGAAAUCUAUAGACUGCUUGGUUGAACAGUAUGAAAGCUAUGGCUUUAAGGUCAAUGGUACUUUUACACUGUUGGAGAAUACAGCUGACACUGGAGGGCUUUCCAUUGCUUACCAGGCCUAUAGGAAUUGGCUGAAAAAGCACAAAGAAGAGAAGGAUUUACCUAAGAUUGGACUUUCACAUGACCAGCUUUUCUACCUCAGUUUUGCUCAUGCAAUGUGUGGACACCAGGAUCCUGAGAAAUUACAGUCUUCCCUGAACACAGACCCACACAGUCCUCUGCCGCUUCGUGUCUGUGGGCCUGUCAGCAAUAGCCAGGACUUUGCCAAGCACUUCCACUGUUCCAGUGGAUCCCCAAUGAACCCAGACAAGAAAUGCCACAUCUGGUGA
Molecule: messenger RNA, 2160 nt
Organism: Nestor notabilis (Kea)
Lineage: Eukaryota; Metazoa; Chordata; Aves; Psittaciformes; Psittacidae
Gene: KEL
Product: Kell blood group, metallo-endopeptidase
Exons: 18
Coding region: 1-2160 (719 amino acids)
Biological process (GO): protein processing
Cellular component (GO): plasma membrane
Molecular function (GO): metalloendopeptidase activity
Source: RefSeq, a predicted model, not a curated record